AUGGGAAAUCUCCAAACUCUGAUAAACUAUCAUGCUCCACUGAAUUAUUCAUAAGACCUAAGUGAUUAACUUAUAGAUUAAGGAAUGUUGCAACACCCAGGCUUGGGAUAAAUUCAACUGUGGAAAAUCAAAGAAAGUAAUUUGCCUCUCUUAUUUUCAUUUCAUGUGCAUGUAUUUGAAAAAGACUCCUCAAUUAUUGAUAUACAUAAUUUUCGAAGUUCUCUCAAACACCCUAAUUUGAUUGAGUAUUUCGCUUGUACGAGUUCAAAGGCACUUAACAUUGGUAAAGUCUAAUCUUAGCAAUUCUUUUUUGCCUACUACCCUGAAACCUUAAAGCAGUAUAUAUAAUCUAGAACUUUGACUGAGGUACAAAUUUGGAAUAUAAUUGAAUAAAUAGUAAAUUUAAUGGUAUAUUUGUAAAAUUUGAACAGAUAUCAUUCAAAUAUCAAUUCAGAAUCAAUUUUCAUAAAUGAUAAUUUGCAUAUCAAAAUGCUAGACAAAAUUGGAUAAAAACCAAAUAAAAUAGCUAUAAAAGAUGAUGUACGUGAUUUAGGAAUUGUUAUUAUAGAACUUUUAACUAAAAGAACGAAUUAAUUAAAUUUUAUUUAAUAAAUAAAAAAUUUACAUGGAAAAUUUACUUUAUAAUUAUUAUAAUUGGUUGCAAAAAUGAUAGAUGAAAACAUAGAUAAACGACCUGAUUUCAUUUAAAUCCAAAGGAUGAUUAACAAUAGAUUCAAAGAACCCAUAUUUUUCAAUAACCCGGAAAGAAAUGCAAAUCUUAAAAAAUUAACCGGAAGACUGUCAACCUAAGAGCCUUUAACUUAUAGGAUGGAUGAAAUGAAGAUAAAUUAAUUGCUCUCCCCUAUAAGAUCUUCAAGCAAAUUUUUGUUGCCUUUCAAAUCGAAUAUUCCUCCAAACAUAGUCGGAAACAAUCCUAGUUAAUAAAUGUAGUGCUAGGAUAUUAUACCUGAGAUUCCUCCAUAGAAUAAUAGCGAAUAAUCUCCUCCACGCAAAAUUUAUGGAAGCCGAAUUGAUUAAGGCUCUACUGCUGAAAAGUAAAAGAGCCCCAUAAAAUAAAUGAGCAAUGUUAAAAAUAUUCCCUAUACUAGUCAUUUUUAAAAUAUACCAAAUUGA
Molecule: messenger RNA, 1134 nt
Organism: Paramecium tetraurelia
Lineage: Eukaryota; Ciliophora; Oligohymenophorea; Peniculida; Parameciidae
Exons: 5
Biological process (GO): protein phosphorylation
Molecular function (GO): ATP binding; protein kinase activity
Source: RefSeq, a predicted model, not a curated record